AUGAAGCGCAACACGACGUUCACAAAGUCGUUUGUGCGCAGACCGGGCGGUCGGCCCGACACGACCGUCCCCAUGCGCACCGAGGCGCCCCCGCCGCUGCGCCAGCCCACCCGGAUAGCGCGCGCAAAGACCCUCACCCGGCCAGAACGCUCGCAGCCCCAGGUACCCCUGAUCAACCCGUCCGAGGGCGGCGCCGGCUUCUCGGCAGCCUCGACGACGCACAGCGGCACCUCGGCAUGGGCCUUGUUCGCCGUCCUCGUCACGUUCUGGGCGCCCGGGCCCCUGCUCAGCAGCUGCGGCGGCCUCAAGGACGCGGCCAGCCGGCAGGCGUGGCGCGAAAAGGUCGCCCUCGUCCUUGUCGCCUGCCUGCUGGGCGGCUUCAUCGGCUUCGUCACCAUGGGCCUCAAUGCCGCCCUCUGUCCGCCCAACGCCCAGGAGUUCACCGACAACAUCCGCGUCGGCACCUACGGCGGCCUCCUCGGCGUCCACGGCUGGGAGUUCAACAUCUCGGCCGCCCGCAACCUGCCCUCGGAGAACGGGCUGGUGACGCAGCUGUUCAAGCUGGCAAAGGACCGCCCCGGCGCGGAUAUCACACCACUCUUCAACGUGGGCAAGGACGCAAACUAUCCCGCCUGCAAGGGCCUCUCCGGCGCCUAUGCCGCCGACGCCGUCUGCACCACGUUGGCGGGCGCCGUGACGGCAAAGUGCCCCAUGGGCACGCUCAGCGUCGCCCAGAUGACGGCGUACGGCAUGACCAACACCUCCAAGGGCGUCGGCUACGACUGGAGCGACAUCGACUCGGGCAACUUCACCAACACGAUUGUCCUCGACGGCGUCGUCCUCAACCUCAACCCGUACCUGGUCGCCCAGCCGACGCCCGUCAAGGGCGACGCCGUCGACGCGGCCAUCCGCAACCAGCUCGAGAGCAGCAACGGCGGCGGCGGCCGCGACGCCACCAUGAUGUUCUACACCAACCCGGAGACGCGCAAGGCGAUCCAGUGCCUCAAGCAAAAGUACCGCGCCGGCAGGAUCGACAAGAUCACGCCCGGCUGCUUCAUCUCCAACCUGGUCCUCUACAUUGCGCUCAUCGUCAUCCUCGGCAUCGUCCUGAUCCGCUUCUUCAUGGCCAUCUGGUUCGCGUGGUUCAUGCGGCCGCCGCCGUCGAAGCCGCCGCGCCUCGUCCACCGCGAGUCGGGCGUGUCGACGACGACGUCGGUGCCCGAGAGCCUGGCGCUCGAGUCGAUCGGCGCCGAGCCCUACGUCGUCUGCCUGAUCACGGCCUACUCGGAAAACGAGGAGGGCAUCUCGACGACGCUCAGCUCGCUGGCCGGCACCGACUACUCGGACUCGCGCAAGCUCCUCUUCCUCGUGGCCGACGGCAUGGUCACCGGCUCCGGCGAGUCGGUCAGCACGCCCGACGUGUGCGUGUCGCUGCUCGACGCCGACCCGCGCUUCGGCACGCCGAUGCCGAUGAGCUUCAUCUCGGUCGCCGACGGCAAAAAGAAGCACAAUAUGGCCAUGGUCUACGCGGGUCACUACACGCGCGUCGAGGGCCACCGCACGCCGAUGGUCGUCAUCGUCAAGUGCGGCACGCCCGAGGAGGCGGCCGACAAGAAGCCGGGCAACCGCGGCAAGCGCGACUCGCAGCUGAUCCUGAUGAACUUUUUCCAGCGCGUCACGUACAACGACCGGAUGACGCCGCUCGACUACGACCUCUUCCGGAAGCUGCACACGCUGAUGGGCGUCACGCCCGACUUUUUCGAGCUGUGCCUGAUGGUCGACGCCGACACCAUGGUCUACCCCAAGUCGAUGACGGUGCUGGCCAACGUCAUGAUGAGCGACCACCUCGUCAUGGGCGCGUGCGGCGAGACCCGCAUCGCCAACAAGACGCAGAGCUGGGUCACCAUGAUCCAGGUGUACGAGUACUUCAUCUCGCACCACCAGGCCAAGGGCUUCGAGACGGUCUUCGGAGGUGUCACCUGCCUGCCCGGGUGCUUCUCCAUGUACCGAAUCAAGGCGCGCAAGCCCAACGACGACGACUGGGUGCCCAUCAUUGUCAAGCCCGAGGUGACGCGCGAGUACAGCCAGAGCACCGUCGGCACCCUCCACCAGAAGAACCUGCUGCUGCUGGGCGAGGACCGCUUCCUGACGACGAUGCUGCUGCGCACCUUCCCGAACCGCAAGAUGGUCUUUUGCCCCAAGGCGCGCUGCCGCACCGAGGUUCCGCACACGUUCAAGAUGCUCCUCUCGCAGCGCCGCCGCUGGAUCAACUCGACCGUCCACAACCUCAUGGAGCUUGUCCUGGUCCGCGACCUCUGCGGCACCUUUUGCUUCUCGAUGCAGUUCGUCGUCUUCAUGGACCUCCUCGGCACCGCCACGCUGCCCAUCAACAUUGUCCUCACCGUCGUCAUGAUCGUCCGCACCGCUAUCCAUCCGCCCAAGAACUUUACCCAGUCGAUCCCGCUGAUCCUCCUCGUCUCGGUCAUCACCAUGCCCGCGCUCCUCAUCCUCCUCUCGACGCGCAAGGUCGUCUACGUCCUCUGGAUGCUCGUCUACCUCCUCGCGCUGCCGGUGUGGAACUUUAUCCUGCCCAUGUACUCGUUCUGGCACUUUGACGACUUUUCCUGGGGCGAGACGCGCAAGGUCGAGGGCGAGGGCAAGGACCUCGGCCACAUCGACCAGGGCGGCGCCUUUGUCGCCAGCUCGGUGGCGCUGCGCCGCUGGGAGGACUGGGAGCGCUCGCGGCUGCGCAAGCAGAAGCGCGAGGAGAAGCGCCGGCGCGAGCUGGAAAAGCAAUUUGGCCACGGCUUCUACAACGACGGCAGCGACGGCGGCGACGACCUCGACCGCAAGCAGCCCGGCCUGCCGCUCUCGGCCUCGCUGCGGCCCGACAGCGACUCGUUCAGCGACACGGUCAGCGACUUUGACGAGGACCGGUGGGGCGCCCAGAUCGGCGGCUACGACGAGUCGGCGCCGCCGCCCCUGGCCAUUGUCCGGCACUCGAUCUGGGUGGGCGACCAGGAGCUCACCCUCGACCAGCGCGACAUGGAGUCGAUGCUCGACCAGGGCUGGGACGAGCGCGGGCCGGCCAGGCCCAGCGCCGUCAGCAACCGCUUCCAGCAGCACGGCAACGCCAACGCCAACGGCGGCGCGCCCCACGACCGCAACAAUCCCUACUCGCGCCCGCACGCCAACGACCCGCCCGUGCCCCGGAUACCGUCGCGCUUCAGCCAGCAUCGCCCCUACAACCCGGGUCAGAUUGAGCUCGAGCGGACGGGGAGCCACGGCGAGUACGCCAGCCUGAUGCGCGGCUCGUCGCAGCCGCCAUCGCCGGCAUUCGGGCCCGCCAACGGCUACCCGGAUGUCAACGGGGUUGGCCCCUACGGGCGCGCCGGCCCCGAUCUGUCCCAGGGCGGCAGCGACGGGAGAGGAGGCGGCGGCGGGCCACCGCAGCAGCAGCUCCCGCCGCACCACCAGGCCCGCGGCUACCCUCGUCAGCCAGGGCAUCGAUACCCAUAG
Molecule: messenger RNA, 3519 nt
Organism: Pseudozyma flocculosa PF-1
Lineage: Eukaryota; Fungi; Basidiomycota; Ustilaginomycetes; Ustilaginales; Ustilaginaceae
Exons: 3
Coding region: 1-3519 (1172 amino acids)
Cellular component (GO): cell septum; cell periphery
Molecular function (GO): chitin synthase activity
Source: RefSeq, a predicted model, not a curated record